GCUCCGGGGCGCGGGGUGCUUCGCAGCUGUCUGCCUACGGCGGCGAAUCGCACCCCUCCCCCGCCAGCUCUACAGCCGGGGACACCGCCAGCGCCAAACCGAGAUUGCUCUGAAACGCUCCCGCAAAGGGAUCUCCGUCCCCUCCCAGCCGGGCAUGGCACUGCCUCCACCCGCCACCACUGCACCCUGCAAGGCCGAGAAGACUUUCUGACCGUGCCUGGCAACUCGGCGCUGCCGGGAAAGCCGGGGGCUGCCUGCAGCGCUCUCCGACGCCCCGCUCGCCGCCGCACACAGGCGCGCUCCCUCGCCCUCGCCCUCUCCCCCCCCGGCUCCGCACGCCGUCUCUCCCUCUCCCUCUCUCACACACACACGGGCGCGCACGCUUCCUCUCACUCUCCCUUCGCCCGGAGGUGCACUGAUAGCCAUUUAAUGAGGGGGGAAAGUUAAGAGAUUAAACCAAUAUGAACCAUCGUUGCUCGUAGCGGUGCCCUAUCCAGAGCAGAGCAGAAUCCAGCGAGCACCCCUGCAGGAAUGGAGUCGGUAAAACAAAGGAUUUUGACCCCUGGCAAGGAGGGAUUGAAGAAUUUUGCUGGAAAAUCGCUUGGUCAACUCUACAGAGUCCUAGAGAAGAGGCAGAAGCCCGGGGACACCAUCGAGCUGACGGAAGAUGGAAAGCCCAUGGAAGUGCCCGAGAAGAAAGCCCCGCUGUGCGACUGUACCUGCUUCGGGCUGCCCCGGAGGUACAUCAUUGCCAUCAUGAGCGGACUGGGAUUCUGCAUUUCCUUCGGGAUCCGAUGUAACUUGGGAGUGGCCAUCGUGGAUAUGGUCAAUAACAGCACUAUACACCGAGGAGGAAAAAUUAUUAAAGAGAAAGCGAAGUUUAAUUGGGAUCCUGAAACAGUUGGCAUGAUCCACGGCUCUUUUUUCUGGGGAUACAUAAUCACCCAGAUCCCCGGCGGGUAUAUCUCGUCCCGGCUGGCAGCUAACAGAGUAUUUGGUGCUGCUAUACUGCUGACAUCCUCCCUCAACAUGUUAAUACCGUCUGCAGCCAGGGUGCACUAUGGGUGUGUCAUCUUUGUCAGGAUCUUGCAGGGCCUUGUAGAGGGAGUCACCUACCCUGCCUGCCACGGUAUUUGGAGCAAGUGGGCCCCCCCAUUAGAAAGAAGUAGGUUAGCAACCACUUCCUUUUGUGGUUCCUAUGCAGGAGCUGUUAUUGCAAUGCCUUUAGCUGGAAUUCUAGUGCAAUAUACUGGGUGGUCUUCUGUGUUCUAUGUGUAUGGGAGCUUUGGUAUAGUCUGGUACAUGUUUUGGCUUUUGGUUUCAUAUGAGAGUCCUGCAAAGCAUCCUACAAUCACAGAUGAAGAAAGGAGAUACAUAGAAGAAAGCAUUGGAGAGAGUGCCAACCUCCUAGGUGCAAUGGAAAAAUACAAAACUCCAUGGAGAAAAUUUUUUACAUCUAUGCCAGUCUAUGCAAUAAUUGUUGCAAACUUCUGUAGAAGCUGGACUUUUUACUUGCUGCUUAUUAGUCAGCCUGCUUACUUUGAAGAAGUGUUUGGAUUUGAAAUAAGCAAGGUGGGUAUCUUAUCUGCUGUGCCGCAUUUAGUGAUGACAAUUAUUGUUCCUAUUGGGGGACAAAUUGCAGACUUUUUAAGAAGCAGGCAGAUUCUUUCAACCACUACUGUGAGAAAGAUAAUGAACUGUGGAGGUUUUGGUAUGGAAGCAACUCUUCUUCUCGUGGUGGGAUAUUCUCACAGUAAAGGAGUGGCUAUUUCAUUCUUAGUGCUUGCUGUAGGCUUUAGUGGAUUUGCCAUAUCUGGAUUCAAUGUCAACCACUUAGACAUUGCCCCGAGGUAUGCCAGCAUCUUAAUGGGGAUUUCUAAUGGAGUCGGGACCCUGUCUGGAAUGGUUUGCCCUAUAAUUGUCGGAGCAAUGACAAAGAACAAGACACGUGAAGAGUGGCAGUAUGUCUUCCUCAUUGCUGCUUUAGUUCAUUACGGAGGUGUAAUAUUCUAUGGCAUAUUUGCUUCAGGAGAGAAACAACCCUGGGCAGACCCUGAACAGACAAGUGAAGAGAAAUGUGGCUUUAUUCAUGAAGAUGAACUUGCUGAAGAGACAGGGGACAUUACUCAGAAUUAUGUAAAUUAUGGUACCACCAAGUCUUAUGGUGCUACAACCCAGGUCAACGGUGGCUGGCCUAAUGGUUGGGAGAAAAAAGAGGAAUUUGUACAAGAGGAAGUACAAGACUCAUACAACUACAAGGAAGGAGAUUAUUCAUAACAAACAUAAAUAUUGGAUAUAUUUUGUAGUGUUUGUGAUUAAAUUCAUUGUGAUUGUUUGCACACAGAAAUAAAAUGUGGUAUAAACAUGUAAACACAUAUCAAACAGGAAGGUCUUACUGUAAAAAAAAAUCCAUUAAAGUGCAAUCUGUAUGAGUUGUGACAUGUCAUCACUUUCAUUAGGUUAUAUUUGUUCUAUAAACAUUAGAGUUUUAAGGGUUUACUGGUCAAAACUAUAGAGGCAAUUAGAUACUUACAGUAUACAAGAGCUAAAACUCAUAACUAAGGACUAAAGCACAACUAAGAAACCAAGUUGGCACAUCUAAUGCUCUUUUUAGAAAGCCAAAAUUACUUGAUCAUUAAAAAUGCACUUAUAUAUUUGUUACACUGUAUUGAAAGAGAUUGUGUUAAAUACACACGUUUACUCAGUGCAAUGUAGGAAUUGUGUGUUUAGUCUAAGACAAGAGCUUUCUUAAAGAAGAAAGGUUGAGUCCUAGGCAUUUACAGAGGAUUGAUCCAGUUCCUUUAAUGGUAAUUGUAUCAAGCCUAAAGAACAAAUAGGGCAUAUUGUAUGUUUAUCGUGAUUACAUGCUGCAGGCUACUCUGUGAUGAAUAAAGGAAUUAUUUAGGAGUUUUAUACUGAAUGUUCGGGCACAAAUUCUUAUUUGUAUUCUUUACAGAAUCUUAUGAAAUUAUAGUCAUUGUCAUGUUCUUCCCUGCAUUUAUCAACUAAUAUAAAAACAAUAUAUAAUGUUAAGUCUGACUUUUCAUGCAGACUGUCAAAUCCCUUUAUCAAAAACCAAGUUUUAUUAUUCUUUUCUUUGCAGUAUACUCCAACU
Nipponia nippon (crested ibis) is the source of this 3115-nucleotide messenger RNA. RefSeq names its product solute carrier family 17 member 6 (gene SLC17A6). Gene Ontology annotation, cellular component: excitatory synapse; synaptic vesicle membrane. The record is from RefSeq and is a predicted model, not a curated record. Gene Ontology annotation, molecular function: L-glutamate transmembrane transporter activity; neurotransmitter transmembrane transporter activity. NCBI's taxonomy places the organism in Eukaryota, Metazoa, Chordata, Aves, Pelecaniformes, Threskiornithidae. Gene Ontology annotation, biological process: transmembrane transport; regulation of synapse structure or activity; synaptic transmission, glutamatergic.